UUCUCUCUCUCCACAAAAACAUUAUUUUUCUUCUUCUUCAUUACUAAGCAUUAUAUGUCUCACAGACCCAUCGCCCCUCAUUCUUCUUCCAUAGCCUUCGCCCUUCAUUCCCAUCUUCUGGUUUCCAGUGAGAUGAACCCUAUCUCCAAUUGGUCUUAACAUUCUUAACACUCUUAACAUCCCCUCCUCUUUCUUUCAAUUACUUUCAUUGAUCCCCAAUUCAUAUUCUUUUUCCUUUUCUUACAAAUGGGUAUCAAGGGAUUCGUUGAAGGAGGAAUCGCUUCCGUAAUCGCCGGUUGUUCAACCCACCCACUGGAUCUAAUCAAGGUCCGUAUGCAGCUCCAGGGAGAAAACAAUGUCAAACAAGAAAUCCAUUCUCUCCGCCCUGCUUUUGCUUAUCACGGCGGCGCCGCCGCCGCAGCCCCGAUCGUUCCUCCCAAGGUGGGACCUGUCUCGGUCGGGAUCAAGAUUUUCCAAACAGAGGGUAUCCCUGCUCUGUUCUCCGGGAUAUCAGCCACCGUCCUCCGACAGACUUUAUAUUCCACAACCCGGAUGGGGUUAUACGAGAUUCUGAAAGAGAAAUGGUCAGAUCCUAAAUCCGGCACACUUCCACUCGGAAGUAAAAUCGGCGCCGGUCUAAUCGCCGGUGGGAUCGGGGCUGCUGUUGGUAAUCCAGCCGAUGUAGCGAUGGUGAGAAUGCAAGCUGAUGGAAGACUACCGAUUUCUCAACGCAGGAAUUACAAGAGUGUUGUUGACGCCAUAACCCAGAUGUCUAAACAGGAAGGGAUUACUUCUCUAUGGCGUGGAUCGUCUUUAACUGUGAAUCGUGCGAUGAUCGUGACUGCAUCGCAACUUGCAUCUUAUGAUCAAGUGAAAGAGAUGAUUAUUGAAAAGGGUUUGAUGAAAGAUGGACUUGGGACACAUGUGACGGCGAGUUUUGCGGCGGGUUUUGUGGCGUCGGUGGCUUCGAAUCCGGUUGAUGUUAUUAAGACUAGGGUGAUGAAUAUGAAAGUUGAACCUGGAAUGCCGGCGCCCUAUAGUGGAGCUAUUGAUUGUGCCCUUAAGACUAUAAGGGCGGAGGGUCCUUUUGCCCUUUAUAAGGGCUUCAUACCUACAAUUUCAAGGCAAGGACCGUUCACUGUGAUGCUGUUUGUGACUCUUGAACAAGUUCGUAAGCUUCUUAAGGACUUUUAAUUAAAGACAGUUUUAUGAUGAUGAUGAUGAAAAAGAGGAAGAAGACUGACUAUGAAGCAUAAGAAUAUCUUAAUAAAAUAAUUUGUAUUUUUAAGUUUCUGAUAUUAUAAGAAUCAUGGGUUAUAAAUUGAAACUUUACUAAAUCUUUGUUUUGUUAAA
Molecule: messenger RNA, 1353 nt
Organism: Impatiens glandulifera
Lineage: Eukaryota; Viridiplantae; Streptophyta; Magnoliopsida; Ericales; Balsaminaceae
Product: mitochondrial uncoupling protein 5-like
Exons: 1
Coding region: 247-1194 (315 amino acids)
Biological process (GO): succinate transmembrane transport; oxaloacetate transport; malate transmembrane transport
Molecular function (GO): antiporter activity; succinate transmembrane transporter activity; thiosulfate transmembrane transporter activity
Source: RefSeq, a predicted model, not a curated record